CUCAGCUUAGCUGCUUUCCGAAUACACGCGUUUCAAGCAGACGCUUUUAUCCAAAGCGACUUACACAAUGAGCAAUUGAGGGUUAAGGGCCUUGCUCAGGGACCCAACAGUGGCAACUUGGUGGUGGCGGGGCUUGAACCGGCAACCUUCUGUUUACUAGUCCAGUACCUUAACCACUAAGGUGGACUUCUCUGGGAGGUAAAUAAAGAAAUGGGGCUGCUGUCCGCCCUGGCUCGGGGAAUGGCCCGAGGAGCAGACCGCACAGCUGAAUUCACCAGCAAACGCGGCCCCCGGACCUUUUACAAGAGCAGAGGGGCCAUGCCUACCGGAGUGGUCACCUCCAGCAGGAAGUUCAUCCCCAUCAAGGAAAUGAUCCCAGAGUUUGUGGUGCCUAAUCUGGAGGGCUUUAAGCUGAAGGCAUACGUGUCGUACAAGAGUCCGCCAGGCACAGAGCAGCCCAUCACUGCAGAAAGUCUGUUUAGCCAAGCUGUGACUCCACACAUCAAGAGGGACAUUGAAGCUGGUAUGUUUGACCCAGAGCAGCUGGAAAAAUAUGGCUUGGAUAAGACACAAGAAGGGAAACUGUUCAAACUUUAUCCCAGAAACUAUAUUCGAUAGAUUCACUGCAUUUGUUGCUGUGAUUAGUGGACUGUGCAAAAAAAAUCUUACAUGUUCCUGUUUAAUACACCUGUUAGUCAUGUAUUGUUGGAACCAAUUUGUCUGUUUUAAAUUCUACAAAAUAAGACAGUUUUGAUCUCAGAUUGUAUUCAAUAUUGGUGCUGUCGAUGUCAUUAAAUGUCAGUAUCAUAAAUAAAAUGAAAGAGAUUCAAUUUA
This is a messenger RNA of Trichomycterus rosablanca, 834 nucleotides long. RefSeq names its product mitochondrial ribosomal protein L41 (gene mrpl41). Lineage: Eukaryota; Metazoa; Chordata; Actinopteri; Siluriformes; Trichomycteridae. The record is from RefSeq and is a predicted model, not a curated record. Gene Ontology annotation, molecular function: structural constituent of ribosome. Gene Ontology annotation, cellular component: mitochondrial large ribosomal subunit. The transcript is spliced from 3 exons. The coding region runs from base 211 to 618 and encodes 135 amino acids. Gene Ontology annotation, biological process: translation.